AUGGCCUAUGCCCCUGAAAAGGAAAAGAUCAAUGUUUCCACGUGCGUAGCCACAGAGAGCCCUCCAACAUCACCCUUUGCCAGUCCCAUAGAAAAGAGCAAUGGUGAGAAGUUACGGAAUCUUGUUAUUAAUGAGGGAGGAGCAGCAUUAAGGAAACUCCUGAAUACAUAUUACCCCUUUCCACUACUAGCUACUUCGCUCAGUCAACACAAACAAACACUAUUAAGUCUCAAACGUGAUAAGGUUCUUCAUAAUGAUCAAUGGGAAAAGCUCUUUCCACUUGAUGGAACGCAACCAGAUCGUGAGUCGUUUGACAUAACACUGCUUGCGAUCCUCUUAACCAACAUUUGUGGUUUGUCUCCUCCGAACACCGGAUGGAACAACAAGCCUCCUCCGAGCGACAAGUCAACAGAAGCAAAUAUUGUUCGCAUCAGGUAUUUUCGAAAUCUGCUCUAUCAUGCUCCAUCAACUGGAGUUCCCAUGCAUAAGUUCAACACCUACUGGGAGGAAAUUGCUGAUGCUUUGGUUGCCCUCGGAUUAGAUAGGAAUGAAAUAGAUGCCUUAAAGGAAGAGGAAGAGUUAGAGAAACUGGCAAUGGCAUCAUUGACUUUUGAGAAUUUCUCCACCGAUGGACACCGGAUGAAAGAAACAGACACAGAAGCAGAGAUACGAGAAAUGUUCAGUGUCUGA
Messenger RNA from Pocillopora damicornis (cauliflower coral), 690 nucleotides. Its product is annotated as E3 ubiquitin-protein ligase DZIP3-like. The record is from RefSeq and is a predicted model, not a curated record. NCBI's taxonomy places the organism in Eukaryota, Metazoa, Cnidaria, Anthozoa, Scleractinia, Pocilloporidae.